UUUCCCGAUCCUGCGCGGAGUCUCGAUAAAAGAGGUCUCGUAAACACUUCACCAGGCUGUCAUGAGCAGCCUUCGGACGCGCUGCUAGCUCAAAGGCUGCACGAACAAAGGAAUGCUGCAGUGCGCGUCGCACAAUUGGUGGACAUGCGCGCCAGCCAGAAACCGUAAACAAUUCGCGAAACUGUCCCCAGCGAGCCUCUGCAUGCACGAGGAGGAGGAGGAAGAAGGAGGAGGAGGAGGGAGGAGGACGAGGAGAAGGAGGACGAGGAGGUGGUGGUGGUACUCAGCAUCUGGUCGAGUCAGCAAUGAAUCUCUCAUUGCUCGUGACCGCUGUGCGCAUAGUGAGGGCAGACCCCCUCGCGAAACUUGAGAGUCGGCACUCCCGUCACGACUAGAUUUCUAAUCGGGGAACACCUUAGAAACCGUCAGGGUCGAAAAGCCUAACGAAAUCAUCCCAGAUAGUGCGCGGUGGCACUGGAUCCCGAGAGUGAGAAGUUAAAACGUCUCAGCUCGCACACACACGCACACACACAGCACACACGGAGCGAGAGAGAAGGAAAGAGGAGACACAACACCACAGGAGGAGAGGCGAGAGGGAACAGGAAGGCGGAGGCAGGCGGAGAAACGUCACAUAGAUCAAAGAUAGGUCCCAGCCCUUAAGUCUGGCCUCUAUCACUACGUUUCCCUUUGCCCUUGCGAGGCCUACGCUUUGGUUGACUUGCAGGAGGAGCCCAGGCGCCCGAAAACUGAACUCUACCCCGUUCAGAGACACACUGCCUAGGUCCUCCAUUCACUAGAGCACUCACAGGGCCUAGCGGGUGGCUACUACUGCUACCAGCUGACCUCAGAACACUACGGGGCCUCGAGCCUACCACUUCUUGUGUUUGCCCCCCUUCAGCAUCCUGGUCAGGGAAUUCUGGAGCUUCCUCCCGGGACCCCCUCGCGGCGGCGGGCCUGGCUUCGGCUCGGACCCCAUCUUCAUGAGGCACUUGGUGAUCAGGAGGUUGGCUGGGACAAUCGACAUGUUGGGCGGAUCCCCGAUGGGCACGAACGCAUGUAUGUAGAACGAAUGACGAACUUUGGCCUCCUCCCCCUCCUUGGCGAACGUGGUCUUCGCUCGCCAAUGCUUGAUGUACUCCGCCGCCACUUCUAUCUUCUCUGUGCGGAGCCGUUCGACCAAAGACUUGAGGCCUGCAAUUUCUGCUUGAAUAUCUGGUGCUUCUUUCACUACUGUCUGCUGGACUAGGACCGUCAUCACCGCCAUGGCCACCAUAAGUGACGGGGGGCCCAGCACUACACUCGGGUUCUCUUCCACCAUUGCCAUAUAUUGCUGGGCCGCGCCGAUCGCGUGCGCGUUGAGGAUGCACUCCUUGUCCAGCAGAUGUGUGCUGAUCAGACACCCCGCUAGCGCCCUCGUGCGUUGCGUGACGUUCAUCACCUGCUUCAAGGUGGUGAUCGCCGUCUCGUCCUCCGUGUCGUAGUCCUCCUCCAUGUCCACGGGCGUGUUUGCAGCUUCUCCUUUCAUCCCAGGUGCCGCUGGGCCGUGCGACGACGCCGAUGCUCCCUUCUGCUGUUGGCCCCCCCGCCGGCGCUGUACCCGAUCCUUUCCGUAGCCACCAGCGGAGAAGGCUUCUGGAGAGUUCGCUAGUCGUUUCUUCGCUUCCAGCAGCUGUCCCUGCGAUAACGGCGUCACCCACGCUGACAUCGCUCGGAGCCUCAAAGGGAAAGUGGGCUGAGGGGUCGAAUUGCCGAUCUGAUGUGAACCUGCAGAGCCUCUAAGCU
Messenger RNA from Prorocentrum cordatum, 1782 nucleotides. The record is from the annotation of a GenBank genome assembly. NCBI's taxonomy places the organism in Eukaryota, Dinophyceae, Prorocentrales, Prorocentraceae.